This is a messenger RNA of Clarias gariepinus (North African catfish), 1200 nucleotides long. RefSeq names its product actinodin3 (gene and3). The transcript has 5 exons. The coding region runs from base 17 to 994 and encodes 325 amino acids. The record is from RefSeq and is a predicted model, not a curated record. NCBI's taxonomy places the organism in Eukaryota, Metazoa, Chordata, Actinopteri, Siluriformes, Clariidae.
UCGUGUGCAAGCCAACAUGGUCCUGAAGCUUCUUCGUGCAUUGUGCUGCAUUGUUCUCCUGUCACAAUGGUCUGAAGGGAAGUCGCUGCUCAAUGGCAUUAAGCCAGAAGAAUCGGAUACAGUCAGUAUAGAUGCGACUCAAGCUAAUGGUUUUCUUUCACGCUCUCGGCGGAACGCGGACCCACGCUGGUACCGACAGUAUCCUGACUUCCAGUCCUAUUAUCGCUACUACAGUAGCAUUGGCCACACUGAGGGGCUGUAUGAGAUUGACCGGAUCAGAACGCUGUAUCAACAGAUGAGACAACUGGAGCAGACAUACGGUCCUGAUGCGGCCACCUUCCAGAAUAAGCUUGGCAUCCCAGGGCUGCUUAGAUGCGACCCGUCUAAAGACAAAAACUGCAAACUACCCCGUCCUCCUGCUUCUGUGAAAGGCCCUGCUCCUCCUCCUGCCCCUAAACAAACCCCUGCCCCACCUCCUGCACUUGUAAAAGGCCCCUCCGCCUUGGUCCCCUCCCAGGCUGAUGUUAUUCACCUGUGUAAUGCCAGAGAUCCUCUGUGUAAGCCUCACAUUGUCUACCUGCCUACAGGGGCAGUUCCUGUGCUCUGUGACCCCCGAUACCAUCCCAACUGUAAGCUACAAGGCCCACCACCUCCCCCACCUGCCUCAGUCAAAGGCCCCGCCCCUGCUCCUCCUCCCUCACCUUUAGUCCGUAAAAAAAUGGAGUUUGAUUGUGACCCUUACUGGGAUCCCGAUUGUCUUAUUGACAACCCUCCUCGCCCCAUGAAGGGUAAAACUCUACCUCCUCCACCAGAGCCUGAGCCUGAAGAGGAUGAAGAGGAGGAAGAGGAAGAGGAGGAGGAGACACCAGCACCACCUGCUCCUAUUGCUAAGAAGCCCGCCUAUCCGUACUACGGUUCUCCGUAUCCAUAUGACUACAAUGCAGAGCUGUACAACCCCGCUCGCUUUUCCUACCCUUCCCCCAACAUCAAAUAAAUAAACAAGAAAUCAGGAGCUAGUUAUGACGGGGGUGUACUCGCUUUAACUAUACGUACGCGAGAAGGAUGUUGUGCGUAUCCUGUGCACAUCCAGCCCCCUAGUGGACAAACCAGUUAAUUCUCCAUCUCGAGUAGCUGCCACGUAGCGGUGUCACGUAUAACCCUGGCUUUAGACCUUCACAAAACAAACACAACAACAACAAG